Messenger RNA from Solanum verrucosum, 393 nucleotides. Its product is annotated as protein SRC1-like. The transcript has a single exon. The coding region runs from base 34 to 288 and encodes 84 amino acids. Lineage: Eukaryota; Viridiplantae; Streptophyta; Magnoliopsida; Solanales; Solanaceae. The record is from RefSeq and is a predicted model, not a curated record.
CAUUCUUAUUCCAAUCUAAUUCAAAAACCAAAAAUGUCAGGAAUCAUUCACAAGAUAGAAGAGAAACUCCAUAUUGGAGGCCACAAGGAAGGAGAAAAGCACCAUGACCAUAAUAAGCACAAGCAAGAAGAGCACAAAAAUGAACAUGGUCAUAGUGAAGAGCACCAUCACAAGAAGGAUAAGAAAGACAAGAAGGACAAGAAGGAUAAGAAGGACAAGAAAGACAAGAAAGAUAAGAAGGACAAGAAGGAUAAGAAGCAUAACAACAGCAGCAGUGACAGUGAUUAGAUCGCAUUUGGAUGAUUGUUAUGUAUUGUUUCAUAAUGUAUCAUAUUGUAUGAUGUAUGUUUUAACUAAUAAAAUGUUUGAAUAAAUUGUAUCAUUCUCUGUUAU